Prorocentrum cordatum is the source of this 2229-nucleotide messenger RNA. The record is from the annotation of a GenBank genome assembly. NCBI's taxonomy places the organism in Eukaryota, Dinophyceae, Prorocentrales, Prorocentraceae.
AUGUUUCAUCGAUCAAGCCGAACUCGUGUGCGCGCUACAGCAUGGGGUUCCGACCGUGCUGAGGACGCCCUCCGAAGCGGCCCGUCGUGGAGGAAGCCAGCAGAGGAGAUCAUGACGGCGGAGUUCCAGACGUCCGCCACCAGCAGCACGCGCCAGCCGUCCUCGCCGCUGCCCAGCGACGCGAAGAGCAGCGACGGGGACUCGGGCUCGGGGCCCCGUGCGGAGCGUGGCGCGCAGGACCUCGGGACUGCGGAGGAGCAGAAGCACGCCGGGCAGGAGGCCAGCGUGGCCUCGGAGGACGCCGUGUUCACCGUCAUGAUCCGCCAGAUCCCCCGGCACUACACUCAGCUGAAGUUCCUCGCGGAGCUGUCAUGCCGCGGAUUGCACGGGCUGGUGGAUUUCAUCUACUUCCCUUUCGAUGUCAAGAAGGGCACGAACGUGGGCUUCGGCUUCGUAAACUUCACAGAGCCACGCCACACGGAGCGCUUCCGGCAGGAGUUCGACAACGUGUAUCUGGACAUGGAGAUGCGCAACAAGGAGAAGCCGUUGCGCAUGCACCCGGCGGCGGUGCAGGGCUUCCAGGACAAUUACUCUCACUUCGUGAGCACGAAGACUGGUCAGAAGGCAGACCGACGGUACAGCCCGCUCUUCAUGCCGCGCGGGUCUUGGGCCGGGCUGGCGGAGGACAUCCAGAUGGAGCUGGCGCAGCUGCGGGAGGCCUUCAAUUCACGACCGCCUGGCUUGCUGCACGUAUCCCGGAGCGAGGUGCCAGCGCAGAUCUGCAGUCUCCCGCAGCAAGCUGCCGGCGCGGAGGGCCCGUUCCCGGGCGAGGGGAAGAAGAAGAAGAAGAAGAAGAAGAAAAAGAAAGGCAGUUUCAGUGGAUUCGCAGGCAGCUGGAGCGCGGCGCUCGUGCGCACACCUCGGCUGGCGGUGCGGCAGCUCACGGGCGUGCUGAGCACAAAGUCAUCGUCGACCUUCCCCGGCAUUCCGACCUCGUUCCCCGAACGGGCAGUACCGUUGGCGGCGCCGGAUUCCAUUCUGCGGAUGGGCGUCGAGACGUUCGAGGAGGCGCCGGUGGACACGAACCAGUUUGGCUUGGAUCGGUUACUGCAGCAGGUCGCGGCGAAAACCGAGUCCACCGCGCUCAAGGCAGCCCUUUCAGCGGAGCUCAUCCAGCUUCAGGCACCGAACCGAGAGACGGCCGCGCCGGGCGCAGAGGCCGAGGCGGCCAGGCGCGCCAAUGGUGCGCGGAAGGCCACGGAGACCUUGGCCAAGGCGAAGGGCAUCACUGCCUCGGCUUCAGCUGCCGGGGAGGCCACCGCCGCCGAAGCGAACCAGCCAAAGUUCAAGGCGACGCGGAAUCAGGUGCAGCUCCAGAGCACGCCGAGCGCCAAGGAGGCUGAAAUCCAGAUCACGCUGGAGGACGCCGCCCAUGCGCGCAUGGAGGUGGACGACAGCCGCGCGAAGAAGAGGUCCAUGGGCAAUUGCAAGGGCCCUUCAACCUCGGCGGGGGCCCAGGCGAUGGCGCCCCAUGCGCCGGCGGCGCCGCUGCUGGCCUGCGACGCGGGCCCGCCGGGGGCCGACGACAGCGCGGGCGAUGCCCCCUUGGGGCAUGCGCUGGACUGGAAUGGGAGAGCCGGGCGCCAGAGUAAACGGGGACAGGCGAUACUCACCAAGUUGACCAAUUGCCUUGCCAAGUAUCUCGUAGCACAUGCCCCAGCGGCUCACGCCAAGCUCAGCGCGCACGAGCGCGGCGACUUCACCGCCGCCCGAUUCGAGACGCGCGAGUCGGGCCCGAAGAUGCCCGAUUGUAGCCUGGACAUCUCGGCCAAGGAACCCCCAAUCUGGCUCGACAAGGAGGAACAAGUGGGCCGGCACUGGCCGUGGGAGCAACGCCUGGCAAUUUGCAUCGACUGCAUAGAGCCAUGGAUUCAGGUGUUUGACGCAGACUAUCCGCCGCGCAAGAUGAUCGCGGCGGCUGGAAUUGCCCCAUGGACGGCCAUGGAGCGCGGCUUCAAGUUGCACGAGUCCGCUAAGACAUACCUCAACAUACCAGGCAUCACUGACAGUGACCACGCUCGUCUGAUACAGUGCCUUAUCUCGACUAGACCGCAUGAGAGCCACACGUUUAAGCAGGACUCCAUAGACUUAGGUGAGCAGAAAUUGGAUGAACGAUUCACCUACCAGAGGUCAGGCGACCCUGCGAUGGCCAUCGAUGCGCUGACCUAG